Messenger RNA from Closterium sp. NIES-65, 898 nucleotides. The record is from the annotation of a GenBank genome assembly. Lineage: Eukaryota; Viridiplantae; Streptophyta; Zygnematophyceae; Desmidiales; Closteriaceae.
AACGCCAGUGCUGAGAGGCUCGCUCGCACCCGCUCUUCAUCUCCCUUGUCCCCCAUCCCCCAUCCUCUCUCCUUCCCCUGUCUCCUUCCCCUCCUCCCCCCCCUUUCUCCCCACCACCUUUCUCCCACUUCCUAGAACGCCAUGCCGAAAAUCUUGCUCGCAAGUUUGGCUCGGACCCCCUCUGCUCUCCCUUGCCCCCCAUCCGCUCACCUUUCCCUUUCUCCUUCCCCCCCUUUCUCCCCACCACCUUUAUCCCACUUCCCAGAACGCCAGUGCUGAAAAUCUCGCUCGCAAGUUUGGCUCGGACCCUAAGACAACCUCUUUUACACUCAUCUUUGGAGUGUUGAGGGAUUUUGUCGAUCUCUUAAAGAAGAAUCUGGUUGAAUAUGAGAAGAAGAAAAAGGCAGAGGAGGAGGCGGCUAAGGAGAAGGCCCAGCCCAAGGCGAAAGCGAGUGGGAAGCACAAUCAUUCCCCUUCCCUCUUCUGCCUCCCCCACUACCCUUCGUCUCAUCUCCCGCCAGUCUUCAGUGUGUUGAGGGACUUUGUCGAUCUCUUCAAGAAGAAUCUGGUGGAGUAUGAGAAGAAGAAAAAGGCAGACGAGGAGGCAACUAAGGACUUUGCUGAUCAAUUCCCUGUUUCCAUCUCCUUUUCCUGGGCACUGGUUGAUGAGCAGGACGAGUUGGGGGGGGGGCUGCACGGGCGAUGCUGGCAGGGGCGAUCACGAGGAGGCGAGCACCGGUGGAUGAGGAUGAAGACAGUGAGGAUGAUGACUGGAGUGAUUAGAGGGGGAGGAGUGUGGGCAGCUGGGAUGACGACUGGAGUGGCUAUGGAAAUGGGAGCGGGAGGGAGUGCAGGUGCUGGCAGGGGCGAUCACGAGGAGUCGAGCUGCGGUGGAUGA